Mycotypha africana is the source of this 1980-nucleotide messenger RNA. Its product is annotated as SPX domain-containing protein. Gene Ontology annotation, molecular function: metal ion binding. NCBI's taxonomy places the organism in Eukaryota, Fungi, Mucoromycota, Mucoromycetes, Mucorales, Mycotyphaceae. Bases 113 to 1891 code for a protein of 592 amino acids. The transcript has 2 exons. The record is from RefSeq and is a predicted model, not a curated record.
AUUAAACCUGUGUGUGUUGCUUUUGUGUGUUGUGUCGGUAUUUUCCAUUUCUUCUUUUCUUUUUCUUCCAUUUUUAUAUGAAAGCGUAUGCCGCUACGGAUAUUACGAUAACAUGAAGUUUGCCAAACAGCUCGAAAGUGAAGCAGAAAGCAUUCCCUCUGAAUGGAGGCCAUAUCUAAUCCAGUAUAAGGCUUUAAAAAAACUGAUCAGCAAAGUAGCUGAAGAAAUUAAGAGUAGAGGGUUAUCCUCAGAGUUAUUCCAUGAAUGCUUGAUUUAUGAGGGCGAUAACGACGAACAACAGCGCCACCAGAUGCGUAAAACAGACAGCAGCAAUGAUAGUAUACCCCGCCUGAAGUAUUACUUCACAGGUGAACCACCCAAUAUCAAACCCAACAUAGAAUUCUCGUAUAACCCAGCUGAACCUCAAGUUCGAAAGGUUUUGGCAAAAUUGCUAGACAAUGAUAGUAAUAAUGAGGAUGACAAUGACAGAAACAUACUUGACGAUAGUACAUCGAGUGAUAGCAACAAACCAAGGAGAAGAUCGUCUUCGUUGCUCGAGUACAAAAGAACGUCCAAUAACAAAGAUUUCUUCACUUUAUCGUCGCUAAACAAUAAUAAAUCUUGUACGAUGACAAGCGAACCAGAAGGCGAGGAAACAACUACGGCAUCGACCUGCCUGGUCGUUCAAAAACAGCAUAGGCGAGAUUCUACAAUCAUGCUUGUGAAAGAGUUACUACAAGUCACUUUGGCAGCCAAGAGUGACAGUAGGGAGGAAAAGAGGAACACAAUGUCAGCUACUGGUAAUCAGCAGAACUAUCAAGAGGGGCAGAAUCAAAGCGUCAAACCGCCCGCCCAGCAAGAACUCAAAACACUCGUAAUAGAAUUAGAGCAAGACGAUGAAUUUUUUAAAGCAUUGAUGGAGGAGUUGCAACAAGCCACAUCACUACAGUAUGCAACGACUGAAAAGUUUAAAGAGGAAAUCAAUGAGCUAGAGACUCGAAUGACGAAAGCAACUUCACCUACAUCGCAAAAGACAGAUAUGUAUAACUGGCGAUAUAUUCUCUCCAUUUACAUGGAUGCGCAGAUAUUCCAGCAGCUGCAUGUUCUACCUUCUUCUUCUAUUGCCAAUAAUACAAAGAGUGUAGCAGCUCUGAAUAAGACAAAGCAACAAAUGUCCUGGUUUUUGAAUCAAUUAAAAGAACAGAACCUCAUCAGUAAACUAAAGACCAAGGAGUCCAAACAAGCUUUUGAGCAGUUUAUCUCACUCAAUACCCAAUUAAUCACCAUGAAGCAUUAUCAACUAUUAAAUCAAACAGCCAUGCGUAAAAUUUUAAAGAAGCAUGAUAAAAGAAGUGGGUUGAACGCCAGUCAAAGUUUUCCGGAUUUCGUUAUUUCUGGUAACAGUAAUGGCAACAGCCAUAGUGCCAUGCUCUUCAAUACAAAAUUAGCAAACAUGUUAUAUUGUCUCAUCACGCAAAAGUUAACAACCAUUAUACCCCAGCCUGACGAUUAUGCAUGUCCUGUCUGUAUGAAUGUAGCCUGGCGACCCAUACGUCUUGAAUGUCAACAUGUAUUUUGUGUACGAUGCCUUAUCAAAGCACAACGCAAAAAUAUGAACAGUUGCCCACUGUGCCGUCAUCCAACGGCUGUACAAUCAGCUACAGCACUGAAUCUUGAUGAAGGGUUACAGAACUUUUUGAAAUUGUAUUUCCCUCGUGAGAUCAAAGAGAAAAAACGGGAAAAUGAGAGAGAGCAAGCAUUGGAAGAUAUACAAGCAAUGACAGGUAAACGAUAUACGGAAGAGCAGUUGAUGCGCAUGAAUCGACAAUAUAUGAAUAGUGGGAAUAGACAUCAGCAUCCACAUGAUAAUGUCAAAUGUAUUAUAAUGUAAAUAAUAGAAGCAGACAUAGAUUGAUCUCGAAUAUAUGCAUGUGUAAUUAAAUACAAGAAUAAAUAGAAAGUCGAACUGGCAAUAAGCCA